Molecule: messenger RNA, 1553 nt
Organism: Aquila chrysaetos chrysaetos
Lineage: Eukaryota; Metazoa; Chordata; Aves; Accipitriformes; Accipitridae
Gene: TEKT1
Product: tektin 1
Exons: 8
Coding region: 200-1408 (402 amino acids)
Biological process (GO): cilium movement involved in cell motility; cilium assembly
Cellular component (GO): microtubule cytoskeleton; nucleus
Source: RefSeq, a predicted model, not a curated record
UUUCGGGAAUUAACAAGCCUUUUCCUUUUCAUUCCUUUCCAAGUCGUCCUAGUGGCUGAGUCGAUUUGACCUGUCUUAUUUGACGAGCAGGACUGCUGUUAGCCUCGGGAAGUCUGCAAUGAUUUAACCCCGAAAGACACCUGAGGUUCCACAUUCCAAGAACUGACCUGCGUUUUAUCCAGAAACUUUCCAAAAAACAAUGGCCAGACUAUUGCAAGCUCCACCCAAGUUUCUUCCCACAGAAUGGGACAUUGCAAACAAGAUGCAGUGUGCCAGUACAGAGUCUCAGAAAUCCAGGUCAGAGCGCACAAUAGCUGAGAGUCGGAGGCUGCUGGAUGAAAUAGAAAAGACAACUCAGAAAACUCAAAGUGAUGUCAACAAGAAAAUAGAACAGAGACAGGAAGAAAUAAAAUUCUGGAGGCAAGAAUUAGAUAACAAACUUGAACAAAUUGUUCAUGAGACAGAGGUACUGUUGACUUUCAAGACUAGGCUGGAGAAAUCCUUGGAGAGCUGCAGAGAGCCACUUGUCAUUGCACAAAAGUGUCUCCUGAACAGGCAGAGGCGAGCUGGGAUUGACUUGGUGCAUGAUGAAGUGGAACAGGAACUGGUGAAGGAAGCUGAAGUCCUCCAGGGGGUUAUUGCUUUGCUUGGACGUACAUUGGAACAAACCAAUGAGCAAAUCAGACUAAACCGUUCAACAAAAUACAACCUGGAAAUGGAUCUGAAGGACAAGUUCACAGCUUCGAUGAUUGAUGAUUACUGUGCCAGCCUGACAAACAACACUCCUGAUAUCAGAUAUGCUGAUAAUGCAGUGAAAAUAGAAGGAAAUUUUGUUAGCCCUGAAGACUGGAUAGAUUUCUCAAAUAUAAAUGUCAAAAAGGCUGACAAGCAGAGAAACAAUUCUUUGGCACUGAGGGCGCUGAUUGAUGGCAUCCUCUCACAGACAGUGAAUGACAUGCGCAAGCAAUGCGAGAUGGUGAAUGUCGCGUUUAGAAAUAGGGUGAUGGAAGUCAAGGAUGCUAAGCACAAGCUAGAGACACUCCUUGCAAUGGUGAUGAAUGAGACUGCCUCACAGGAGAAGAACAUUGCAGCCUUAAGGAAAGCAAUCGCUGAUAAAGAAGGACCUGCUAAAGUGGCUCAAACCCGCUUGGAAGCAAGAAACCAUCGCCCCAAUGUGGAAUUGUGUUAUGACACAGUGCAAUACAGGCUGAUUAGUGAAGUUCAAGAGAUUACAAAAAAUAUUCAAAGAUUAAAGGACACACUGGCACAGGCUGAGACAGAGCUAAAAGGUCUGAGACGCCAACAGCUUUCCUUGGAGGAGGAGAUCCAGCUCAAGGAGAAUACAUUGUACAUUGAUGAAGUACUCUGCAUGCAAAUGAGAGAGUCUCUUUACAUUAACAACUUCUGAAGCCAUCAUACUGGCAGAUUGUGUGCGCUCCAAAGAGCCAGCUCCUGCUGAAAUUUUAUUGACAAACCUCCAGAUUUAUUGGGUUGGCUCAAUGCUGUCCUGGUUCUAGUUGUGCAAGGUAAUUAAAACAGACCUAGUACUUAGA